Lotus japonicus is the source of this 1727-nucleotide messenger RNA. RefSeq lists its product as uncharacterized. Bases 58 to 1272 code for a protein of 404 amino acids. The record is from RefSeq and is a predicted model, not a curated record. The transcript is spliced from 13 exons. NCBI's taxonomy places the organism in Eukaryota, Viridiplantae, Streptophyta, Magnoliopsida, Fabales, Fabaceae.
AUCAGCCUAAGGCAAACAUUGUAGUCGUGAGUGACGGUAGUGUCAGUGUGGAGGAGAAUGGAAGAGUUACGGAAACUUGAAAAAGUACAGAGAAUGGUGGAAUUCAUGGAAUCACGCGGCGUAUCAGUUUCAACCUCCGAUCAUCACUCCAACCGCUUCCUCGCUAAUCUCAUGCUCUUCUUAAUCGAACCACCACCGUGUGGCUCCGCCGCCGCCGUCGGAGAAUCUGAACUUGGAAUGGACCACAAGUGCCGCUUGGUUUCUCACCUCAUGCCUACACUCUCAUCUUCGUUUCUUGAGGAUGCGCAACAACACCUUGUCACCGAACAACAUAAUACUGGUUUUCAACAAAAUCAUGGUGGAAAUGCUUUGCUAAGUUGCAGUCAGAAGAAGGAACGUAGUUUGUUGCCAUGUUGUAAUGAAAACAUGGCCAUGGUGAGUCUGGAUUCCAUGGAAAAGGCAAAUUCUACCCUUGAGGAUUUUUGCAGAUCUUAUUUUAUGUUUCAUGGGUUGGAUGUAAGCAAGCCACAAUCAAUAUUCAAAUAUUUACCCAUUCUUUCAUUCACAGAAAGUUAUAUUUAUCAGCUGGAUAAAAUGAAUGAGAAGUUGCAACAAACACCAGCAACAGAAGAUGAGAAAGCAACUCACGAUUUGGUCUCUUGCUUCUCAAAUGACCCAGUUGGACCACUGGUGACUAUUUUUGAGCAUAAAGGCCUUUUGACUGGAAGGAUAAAAGACGAACUUAGACUUGGAGAAGAGUAUUGGGCUCUUGAAAGAAAGCUCUGUCAUGCAAUGACAAACAAGGAGGAGAUUCUUGUUGAUGAUGUGAUGAAGGCUAUUCAUUUAAAGUCUUUUGAUUAUCGAGUGCUGAAUCUUCUUCUCUAUGAACUGCGAGGAGCUAAGGUUGAGGACUUACAUAUGGAGUUUCUUUCAGUUUCAGAAUUCUUAGUGGAAGUUUCUGAUGAUCUGUAUGACUACGAGGAUGAUGUUUUAGAAAAUAAUUUCAAUAUUUUGCGCAUGUUUAUCAGAAUAUAUGGAGCUUCAACUGCCCCUGCUAUGCUGGCUAAAUGCAUUAGUGAGGCUGAAAAUAAGUAUGAAAGUUUGCUGGAAUUACUGGAUCCGCAGCUGUCUAUGAACUACCAGAAAAGAUGUGCAGAAGCCACCAAAGAAGGUGGAAGGGUAUCAGAAAAUCCUCUAGGCACGUGGAGUAUUCCAGCCGUGAUUCAAGAUGAAGAAUUAUACAGAUCCAUGUUGAAAUCACAUACUUCCUAAAUGUGACCUGAACCGUGUCAAUGAUGACUUGUUUGGUUCCAUGGUGAAUAGUCUAGAAUUACUUCUGGUUAGAAGUUAAGUACAUGUUUUGAUACACUGCGGAAAACCACGAUGAAGUUAAAAUCAUGGUGGACAGCCACAAAAGCUAAAAAAAGUUGUUUCUAUCCACCUUGAUUUUGGCUCACCAUGAUUUUUCAUCGUGUAUCCAAACAUGCAUCAAAUCUCUUAACUUCAGAAUGACCAUGCCUUGAAUUCUAUGCAAAUCGUAAAACCAAACAUCCACGGAGGACCAGACCCAGGUUGGGUUAAAAUGGGGCAGUUUCUUCUCCCAAGAUAAAUUUUUUCCUGAUUAGAAUUGUAUUUAAAUGUUGUUUUAGCCGCUCCCACAAAUUUUUUAUUUUCUCUUCUAACUCGGGACAAUUAACUUUGCUUAAUGUGAAUUUUCACUCCCCUUA